Molecule: messenger RNA, 4038 nt
Organism: Cynoglossus semilaevis (tongue sole)
Lineage: Eukaryota; Metazoa; Chordata; Actinopteri; Pleuronectiformes; Cynoglossidae
Product: USP6 N-terminal-like protein
Exons: 14
Coding region: 305-2674 (789 amino acids)
Biological process (GO): regulation of GTPase activity
Molecular function (GO): GTPase activator activity; small GTPase binding
Source: RefSeq, a predicted model, not a curated record
CGCGCUCCAGUUGUUGUCGUUAUUCGGGCGCGCGCUCCUCCGGCUGUCACUGGGGUUGUGUGUGUAUGUAUAUGGGCUCAGUUUUCAGACAUGUGGAGAUGGGUGAACAUCUACUGCUGGAUUGUUCCGACUGACAAGCAGCCGCAUCAGCAGCAGGCUGGGCAGUAACAAAGUCGGAGAUACGAAAGAAGAGAAUGAGAAUAGCGGAUUUGGAUGGUACUUGUCCAUACAGCUCUGAAGAAAAACAAGAAAAAGAAGAAGGAAAGUCGCUCGACACGGUGAGCUGCGCCGCCGCGAUUUUGACAUGAAGAAGGACAUAGACACAUUGAUAUCAGAGGAACGUAAUGAGAUCAUCUCUAAAUAUGACAAGGGGAGGCAGGAGGGCGUCAAAAUUGACCCAUGGGAGGACGCUGACUACAGCAUCUGUAAGGUCAUCGACCGCUUUGGCUUCCUGCAUGAAGAAGAACUACCGACACCCAGCGCUUUAGAAGAGAAGCAAAAGCAGCAGGGCCUUGAGCGAGUGCAGAAGUGGCUGAAGAUGGUGAAGAACUGGAACAAGUACAAGAACAGCGACAAGUUGGUGAAGCGCGUUUAUAAAGGGAUCCCUCUGCAGCUCAGAGGCCAGGCCUGGGCCCUGCUUCUGGACAUAGAGAAAGUCAAAGGGGAAAACCAGGGUAAAUAUGAGAAAAUGAAGCAACAAGCUCGAAGCUGCUCAACAGAGAUCAGACAGAUUGACUUGGACGUGAACAGAACCUUCAGGAACCAUGUCAUGUUCAUGUACCGCUUCGGAGUCAAGCAGCAGGAGCUGUUUCACAUACUAGCAGCCUACUCUGUCUACAACACAGAGGUGAGCUACUGCCAGGGCAUGAGUCAGAUCGCUGCCAUCUUACUCAUGUACCUGAACGAGGAGGACGCCUUCUGGGCUUUGUCUCAGCUCCUAACAAACAGCAAGCAUGCCAUGCAUGGGUUUUUCAUCCCGGGAUUUCCAAAGUUGCAUCGUUUCCAGGCCCACCAUGACCUGAUCCUCUCAAAAAUGCUGCCUAAGCUAAAGAAACACCUGGACAAGGAGCAGAUGGCAACAGGGAUUUACACCACCAAAUGGUUUCUACAGUGCUUCAUCGAAAGAACCCCUUUCACCCUCACCCUGCGUUUAUGGGACAUUUAUUUACUGGAAGGAGAGAAGAUGUUAACUGCCAUGGCAUACACGACUCUGAAGUUACACAAGAAGCGUCUGCAGAAGUUGCAGUUAGAAGACCUGCGGGAGUUCCUUCAGGAGCAGCUGGAGACUUCUUUUUUCCAUCCUGAUGAUGUUGUGGUUGAAGAGUUACAAGUUGCCAUCUCUGACCUACGCAGUAAAAAGCUGGACCAAAUUCUUCCAGCCAAAUCAGAUGAACUACCAAAGAAACCUCUGGGUCAGGAGAGACCUGUCCUCCUCCUGCCACUGCCUCUGGAAGUGAACGUUCAGCCCAACAGUCAUGAAAAAGAAGAAGAGAUCAGACACACAGACAACAACACCCAGCAUCAGUCUUCUCAUCAUACAGAAGUCUGCAUCCUCAGGACCAACACUCCUUCAUUACCUUCACCAGAUCCAGUUGUAGUGCACACACAAAGAACACCAUCUCCCAUAAGGCCUUUUAGAGCACCCCCCUUACCUCCGAAAGCCAACACACCUCGAGUUACAGUGGAGACCGACAAAGCUGGGAAGGAGUCACUCCCAGAGAGAAGCCAGGCUACGGACAAAUUACAAACUAAAGCAGGAUGUGGAGACACAGAGACGAUGAAGGAACCUGUGGAAUGGCCUCCACCGUACGAGAUUCCUGAUCUGGAUAUACUCAGUAGGCAGGCAGAGAAGGAGAUCAUGGACCUUCCAGUUCUGCCACCUCCUCCUCCUUGUUACCCUGAGCAGUUUGAACAGCGAAAGCACCGCAGUGAAUCACCUGGCCUGAAGAAGGAGGGCGCUCCAGAGACUCGGUGUCACUCUCCUCACCGCUCAGCUUCACCUUUGAUCGCACAAAUCAAGCCAUUUCCAAAACCACCAGUGGCUGUUGAUAUUCAGCAGAAAAAGAUUUCCUCCUCAAAACUUUCGUCUUGUACUACUUUUUCCUCCUCCUACUCUUCUCCUAGACUGGCUCCUCCAAAGCCGUCCAAGUUCCCAGUCUCACUCUACGUCCCUGCCCCUGCAGGAGACCGGCGACCGUCCAACGUCUCCCAGUACGACAACCUGUCCGAGGCUGAUGAGGAUGAGCGCUGUGCGGAGAAACUACUGGCUUCCACUCCUGAGGAGACAUUCAGCGUUCAGAGCAAUAACGGAGACUUUGCCCCUGCUGUGCACCCUCCUUCAGCACCUCCUGUCUUCAUCCCUCCGUCUCCUUCUCUGACUCCUUCCUCACUCUACCCUUCCACCAGUUUACCACAGGAACCUGAAUAUGGAGGUGACACCAGCAUGUAUUCAGACACACAAAAGGCCGCCUCUCCCAGUUACCAUAAGCCUUUCUCCAGGGGUCGCAGGAACCAUUCUGCCUUCCCAGCACCCCUCUUGUACACCGGUUCACCCCCGGGUAAUUCUCGGCCUCUAGGACAGUCUACAGUGAGGGCACCUUUGGUUCAGCCCAGCCCAGGCUUUUGUAGGAUGCCCCCAGGUGGACAGCAGCUGCCUAAAUCAGUGACUUUUUAAAGUGUGAAGGUGUUCUUGGCUACAGAGCCAAAGGCCAGUAACAACCAGGUGUGGUUGUCUAUGUUUUUUCACCGAUAUGUACAGUUUUGCGAGGAUAGUUUACUUUUUUAAAGUUGUAAAACUAAAAACUUAUUUAAAACUUGUCUGUUACUUUCUGCUGUAUGACAUGGUCUGUCCCUGUAAGUGGGUUGUAACCUUAUUUGGAUUAACAGUCAGGACAAAUUGACAGGUCAUCCCUCCUUGUGCACCCAUCUAUCUAAAUGUAUCUAAAUGCACCUGUAUAUACCAAGCAGUGAGCAGGCUCACCCGACUUAAAUGUACACACAUCCCAUUUAUUUACUUUUACUUGAAUCACUAUUUCCUCUUAAACAAUAACUGCAGGCUAUUUUUUUCCAACCACCAGCAGGGCACGCUAUGUUUUUUUUAUUACUCUUUUGAAAAUGUUUGAGUUUUACUUUAAAGAGCACUAACAUAACAUCUCUUGGCUAUAUAAAUGGAUUUGAAAGUGUAUUAUAACAAUUGUAGCCAUCACCGGAGGGGGCUGUAUUUACUGACAGCGUCACAAAAGUGAAGUUCUCUGUACCUCCUACAAAAUAUUCGGAGUGAAUUUUAUAUCGUGAGAUUAGAGAUCAAAUAGUUCCAAUGUGGAACCGCUCGUGUUUAUUCUUUUUGAGUGAAAAUUACCUUAAGUAAAUGUAUUAUUAUUAUUAAUGCCAGUGUGACUUAAGCAGCAAACAAAAGCACAAAAAUUGACGAUUGAAUGACCACGGGCCAAUCUAAUAUGGCGGUCAGACUGCGGGCCUGUAAUGACAUACAGUACACAUUUAUGAACAAUGGCUCCCUCUUGUGGUUGGAAGCACUUACUCGACAGUUGGCAAACCAAAUAAAUUGAAUUCCAGUGGUGAAAACGUUAAAGCUACCUGCCCAAUGAAUGUACACGUAUGAAGAUAAGCAAAAGGAAACGUGUCUAUGAUUUAUAACCAAAGUGAUGUUUGUGCACAGCCAUAAGGGAGCUGUUAAGCAGAAACAGGACAGUGUUUGAGAAGUGGAUGAAAAGGCAUAAUGUUGACUAUGAGGUUUGUAUUUUUGACUACAUUUUGUUGCUUACGGCAGUAUUUACUGCUUGAACUACUUUGUUAAGGUGUUGUAGUUCUUCGGUCAGUAUUUAUUUUUAACAUUGAAGAUUGUAGUUACUGAAAAAGAAAACAAGUUCAAUCUGAACUGUUUAAUGGAUGAUUUGGAGUCUCUCACCGUGUCUCCUUUUUGCCCAGUGAUUGAUAUCGUCCACAGCUGGCCUCAGUCCAAACGUGUACAUUUGUACUUGUACAUUUCCUUGUUUGAGUUUUAUAAAGACGAUAAUCCCA